GCCGAAGAAUAUCCCCCCAACUCGGCGCCAGUUUGCAAGCGAUCCUCUUCCUCUGGAUGAAGCAACGCGUCGUCACUUCGCCAAGUACGUCACGCCUGACAAUGAUGGGCCUUAUGAUCGUCUGAACCCCUUUGCCCUCGCAAGUGAUCACACUAGGGGUUCAAGGCUUUCCCAAGGGUUAACCCCCUUGAACAAUCAAGAUUCCCGACAUGACUCGGGUUAUUACAGCAAACGUUCGAGCUCUUACGAUAACGCCAGUGCAACAACACGUCGUCAAUGGCUGGAAAUUAACGCUAUCUUAGAAACUCUUAGAAACAUUGAAAAACAGGCCCUAAAAUCACGUGGGGCCGGAGACCUCGAAGAUAAUUUGUUCUAUGAAAAAGUCAGUGGAGUAAUGGAGUCACUCACUGGCAGACCAAGUGUCAUCACCAAUCAAACCAAAAUUAAUGACGACUUCGAACACGAAGAAGGGGAUUGGCAGUAUUCGUUCCUGAAGAGUCAACUGCGAGUACUGAGUAUGGAGGGCUUGUUCAGGAACUACAUUCAUCGUCUGCAGCAUGCCAUGCUCAUCAACUGCCUCUUCCUGCAGCUGCUAAUGUCUGCCACGGCCUUCGUUGCCCUUAUGACCAUCAAUUUUUCCUCAUCGGACAGCGCCGUACAAGAGAUGCUGCGAUCAUCCCAAGUAUCCUAUACUGACACAUCCUCCGUAGAGUCGCUAGCAGAAAUGAUUGGCAACGCCAUAACUUUUUUGUUGAAUUUUUCCCUGCUGGUGACGUUCUAUAACGAACUGCACUUCUUGACACACCCGCGGUGGCACUCGGUGUUGGGGCUUCUAAUUACCUGCUACCUCGCGGGGCUAGACAUCACCGUCACUCUUGUGCACAUGUUCGCUCAUCACAGCCAAACUCCACUCAAGUACGGCAAUGCGCAGUAUUCGCUGGUGCUGGUGUACGUGUUCCUGCCGUUCAGCUGCCAGACGCACCGCCUCGCGGCUGGUGCCCUCACUACCCUCACUCACGUCGGGCUCGAGGCUGCCGUCCUCUUCCAUUACCACGUACCAGAGGCACCAAAAAAGCUGGCGCUGACCGUGCUGUUCGUGCUGCUGAGUAACGCGGUGGGGUUGUACUCUCGUCAUCUCACCAACAUCGUCUUCAUGAGGGCCUUCCUCGAUAAGCGUCGUGGCCUACACGCGAAACAUACGUUGGAGAAUGCCAAGAAACAAGAGGACGACCUGCUGUCUUCCAUUCUACCAUCGUCCAUUAUGCAGGAGGUCAAGCAAGAGUUUCGUAAUCAGAUGGAGACUGAAAACUUUCGUCCCAAAAGCAUGGGUCGUUUCAGUAGCAACCUGUUCCUGGAGAGGCACAAUGAAGUCUCAAUUCUGUACGCUGACAUCUGCAACUUCACGCCUCUGACCACCAAACUCAAGGUCCACAAGCUUGUUGAAAUGCUCAACGAACUCUUCAGGAAAUUCGACGCUGCUGCAAAGGAACACAAGUGCCUGCGCAUCAAGAUCCUGGGCGACUGCUACUACUGCGUGUCCGGCGUCCCGCAGCACGAGCCCGACCACGCAGACAACUGUGUCCUCAUGGGCUUUGACAUGAUCGAAAUAAUUCGUGACGUGCGUGAGCAACACAACGUGGACGUGGACAUGCGUAUAGGCAUCCACAGCGGCAGCGUUCUGUCUGGAGUGCUCGGUACCAAGAAGUGGCAGUACGACGUCUGGAGCAACGACGUCACCAUCGCCAACCACAUGGAGCAAACUGGAGAACGCGGGCAGGUUCACAUCACGUCGCAAACCAGGAACUUCUUGCCUGCUGGCAAGUACCAAUUUAUUCCGAACAACGCUCGUCUCAAGGACGACCUACUGGACCAGGAAAACAUUGAUACUUACCUCGUCGUGGAACUCGAUGACAAUCGGAUACGGCGUCAGUCUGCGUUGUCCCGCAACUCUUCGAUCAACAGGAACGCGAUGGUGAAUUUACAGCCAAAGACGCAGAGCGUCGACCACGAAUACGAAGUUAACGAGAUCGCGGAGUCGACCAAGGAGCAGAUCACCCAAAGAACCAGACUUCGAUCCUCCAAGUCACCAGCGGCCAGCCAAAUAACAUCCAUCAUUGACAAGUCAGAAGUGGCCAUGAAGGAAGAGGUUGAAAAGAUGCCUCUGAGUAAAACAGCGCAGUGGUGUCACUCGGAGGACAUCAACCCUGUUUUCCUGACAUUCAAGCAUUUCAAGUGGGGAUUGGCAUUCGUCUGUCAGCCUGACCCGCUCUACAAGUACUACCUGUUGUGUGCCUUCUGCGCCGUCUUCGCCAUCGGUGUCACCCAGCACCUCAUGUAUCCGGGCAUUGGUUUGAGUCUGUACGCCAGUUUGUCAGUGCUAUCGGUGCUGCUGGUGCUGCUGCCAGUGUGUUGGCUGUCUCGGCUAUGCCUCAAGCUCAAGGACCAAGACGAUCCUUAUUUUGCUGACGAGGACGUCACUUGCUUCCUGAGAACCUUUUUGAACGCCGAAAAAUUCGUCAUGAUGUCUUUGAGCGUCCGCAUCCUUGGCUUCCUCCUCAUCAGCGUCGGCUUAUGCUUCGCUGCUCUCGGCAACCUCACCCAGUGCAGCGAAGAGCUUUCGUACGCCACCGACUCGACGACAGCUUUGAUCUCCUCAACUAAUUUGUCUCAGAUCACCACGUCAGAAGGGCAGAGCGCAACGUUAUUCCCCCAAACUUUUGCAGAGGAGCAGCCUGCAUGUGAUCCUUGGUUCUUCACCCACUCGAUAUCGCUGUGCCUGCUGGUGGUUUGGUGCUUCUUCAGGAUGCAUUUUAUGCUGAAGCUGUUCUCCUACCUGGUCGCUGUUGGCCUCUACACUUACGGCAUCCUUGGACUUCAAAAGGACGUGUACAGCGGCAGCGUCUAUCCCAUUUUCCUGGUGUCGAGCGAUAGCUUAUCGCCCGCCGUGACCCAUCUUAUCUUCGUAACCUCCCUCACCCUCGCCCUACAUGUCAUGGAUAGACAGAUGGAGUAUAUAAUGCGACUGGACUUUGGCUGGAAGCAGCAACAUGGAAAGGAGCACAAAGAGGCUGAAGAGACGCACAUGGCGAAUAAAAUACUUCUCACAAACAUCCUCCCUAGACACGUUGCGAAAAAGUUUCUGGAGCCGCCGGCGGACGAGCUGUACCACGAGUCUUACAACCACGUGGCGGUUCUCUUCGCCAGUAUCCCCAAUUAUUCCGAGUUCUACAAGGAGCUCGAGUUCAACGAGGAGGGCAGGGGCUGCCUCAAAGUGCUUCAUGAAAUCAUCAGGGAAUUUGAUAUGUUAACGUACCAGAUGCAGUUCUUGAGCAUCGAGAAGAUCAAGGUUGUGGGGAGCACGUACAUGGCAGCGUGCGGCCUCCAACCCGGCAUGAGAAGCGCUGACGACGCAGAGUUUGUCGAGCAAGACAGGCGCGAGAAUGUUGCCACACUGGCCGCCUUCGCUGCCGCCAUGUUCUCUAAACUUGAAACUAUUAACAAAGAGAGCCUUCAAAACUUCCAGCUAAGAAUAGGCAUGGACGUGGGGCCGGUGAUAGCAGGAGUGAUAGGCUGUCAAAAGCCACUUUACGAUAUUUGGGGCAACACUGUGAACGUCGCCUCCAGGAUGGACUACACCGGCGAGAUCGGCAAAAUACACGUGACAAGAGCAGUUGCAGAAAUCUUGGAAGACGUUGGUUGGACUACAUUGUCUCGGGGCGAAAUUAAUGUCAAAGGUAAAGGUAUAAUGGAAACAUUCUUCGUUGAUCCUACGCAAACAGUGGCCGCAACUAGAAAAGCAUCUGAGGCGCCUUCAUACAGGAACUCUUGCUUCGAUUUGUUGGAUGGUCCCAGAGGGAGGUUAAAGAAACAUCGACUGUCCGAACUUAAAACAAAGAUAGAAAGUAGGAUGAACCCAGGAGCCGACUCCCGAAGCUCUAUUAUAUCUGAUAAUGAGAACAUCUUUUCUCGCCGAAAAAGUCUCAGUUUUUCAUUGCCACAACAGCGAUCAAAAAAUGUAGGAAUUUUACGAAGUGAUAUCAACUCUGGAAUCAUCGGUUUAUCAUACCGAGAAAAUCAACCAGGACAUCAAAACGGACUUGAGACGUCGACCCAACAUGCAAAAAACAUUAGUAAUUCUGAUUCCUCCUCAGAGUGCCACUCACAUCAUUUACCGACACACACAAGGAGAUCAUAUGAAGCCAUACCUGAGCAAUACCAACUCGAAGAAGAGUCGGUGAGCGACAAAGAUUAUUACGCUGAAGAACAAAAUCAACACAGAACAACUCGUGAAAAUUUUAGUAAUUUUGGUUAUUCUCUUACCUCACGACGAAGAUCAAGUUAUUCUGAACCAACUUUACCAACCAGCGCUGAUGACAGCAAAGGGGUGGAUAGCUAGAGGUCAGCAUAGCCCAAGUCCACAGUGCGAU
Molecule: messenger RNA, 4427 nt
Organism: Hyalella azteca
Lineage: Eukaryota; Metazoa; Arthropoda; Malacostraca; Amphipoda; Hyalellidae
Product: adenylate cyclase type 2
Exons: 23
Biological process (GO): cAMP biosynthetic process; adenylate cyclase-inhibiting G protein-coupled receptor signaling pathway; adenylate cyclase-activating G protein-coupled receptor signaling pathway
Molecular function (GO): adenylate cyclase activity
Source: RefSeq, a predicted model, not a curated record